UUCCGCCCGUGGCUAAUAUGCCGACAGUCAUUUUCCGCUUGGAAUCAAGGCAUCUUCCGCUGUAACGGACGUGGCAGCGGAAGUUCCUCCUAUCGCCCGUAGUUAAUAUGGCGGCAAGUGUGCCUUCUUCCGCCCGUAGUUGGUUAAACCGCGGCGGAAUUGACGGCAGUGUGGGAGCGGUGAUGGCGGUGUCACGGCUGGAGCUGAAUCUGGUACGGCUGCUGUGCCGCUGCGAGACGCUGGCUGCCGAGAAGCGCGACCCAAGCGAGUGGCGCCUGGAGAAGUAUGUAGCUGCCCUGGAAGAAAUGCUCCAAGCCUUGAAGGAACAGUCAAGUAAACCUGCCCCUGAAAUGCUGAAUGAGUAUUCUAGAAAAGUGGACUUUUUAAAAGGAAUGUUAGAAGCUGAAAAACUGUCGUCUUCCUCGGAGAAAGCCCUCGCCAAUCAGUUCCUGGCGCCGGGACGCACCCCCACCACCACCAAGGAGCGGGUGCCGGCCACCAAGACGGUGCACCUGCAGACGCGGGCCCGGUACACGGGGGAGAUGCGGAGUGAGCUGCUGGGGACGGAGUCCUCGCCAACCAGCGGUUCUGGGGACCUAAGGAAGCGGACGGGCCUUGGGGCAGAUGAGAAGCAGUCAGCCGCUGAGCUCGAUGCCGUGCUACAGCAUCACCACAGUGUCCAGGAGAAGCUGGCCGAGGAAAUGUUGAGUUUGGCCCGAAGUCUGAAGAACAACACUCUGGCAGCACAGAAUGUUAUUAAACAAGAUAAUCAGAUCCUCUCCCACUCCCUUAAGAUGGCAGACCAGAACUUUGAGAAGCUGAAGACCGAGUCAGAGAGGCUGGAGCAGCACGCCAAGAAGUCCGUAAACUGGCUCCUGUGGAUCGUGCUCAUCUUUGUCUGCUUCAUCUUCAUCAGUAUGAUCCUCUUCAUCAGGAUCUUUCCCAAGUUAAAGUGAAACAAGGAGCUGGCCAGCUGGCUCAUGGACAAGAGGAGGGGGGAUGUGGGGGCAGGUCCAGACAAGAAACAAUCAUUUACCUCCCAGGGUUUCCUUCCAAAUGCCGGGAACAUUAAGCCAAAGGGUCUUCUCAAAAGGAGAAUAAAGUGGCAUUUCCAUA
Messenger RNA from Antechinus flavipes (yellow-footed antechinus), 1116 nucleotides. RefSeq names its product unconventional SNARE in the ER 1 (gene USE1). Gene Ontology annotation, cellular component: endoplasmic reticulum; SNARE complex. Gene Ontology annotation, biological process: retrograde vesicle-mediated transport, Golgi to endoplasmic reticulum. Gene Ontology annotation, molecular function: SNAP receptor activity. The transcript has 8 exons. Bases 108 to 956 code for a protein of 282 amino acids. NCBI's taxonomy places the organism in Eukaryota, Metazoa, Chordata, Mammalia, Dasyuromorphia, Dasyuridae. The record is from RefSeq and is a predicted model, not a curated record.